This is a messenger RNA of Melanotaenia boesemani (Boeseman's rainbowfish), 2117 nucleotides long. RefSeq names its product solute carrier family 10 member 1 (gene slc10a1). The record is from RefSeq and is a predicted model, not a curated record. The coding region runs from base 375 to 1400 and encodes 341 amino acids. Gene Ontology annotation, biological process: bile acid and bile salt transport. Gene Ontology annotation, molecular function: bile acid:sodium symporter activity. Gene Ontology annotation, cellular component: membrane. The transcript is spliced from 8 exons. Lineage: Eukaryota; Metazoa; Chordata; Actinopteri; Atheriniformes; Melanotaeniidae.
UCUAAAAGAAUGGGCUUCAAACUUUGGCGCCCUGCAGCUCAUGUAAUAUUAGGUUAAAGGCUCUCAGGACCAUAUAAUGUGUACUAUGAACUGAAGGAUCGACCUCAAUCACUGAUCUUGUCCGAUGGAAAGUUCUGCUUAUCAGCACAACAGUGAUCUGUCUUUUACCUCUGCCAGCUGCAGAAACGGGGAACAAGAAAUCAAAGAGGCUGCAUGACCACAGUGUAAACAGUGUUUUCUCUCGUCAAGUUGCCUGCACCUCCUCUGCCCGUCAAGCUGCCUGCGACGUUGUCAACGCCUGCUGUUAUCUGUGGAAAAGGAGCAACACAGCCUUCUAAAAGCUACAGCUCAGAGUCUCUAGUUCUGCUCCCAUCAUGGACCACACGGCUGAUCAGUUUUCUAAACCAGAUUUCUCCAUCAACAUGACGGCUGCCAACACCACCUCCCUUUCCACAUUUACUCUGUCACCUGUAAUGGACAAAGUUGUCAACAUACUUAUGAUCAUUAUCCUUUUAAUCACAAUGGUUUCACUGGGAUGCACCAUGGAGGUGUCCAAGAUUAAGAAUCAUAUAGUGAAACCUAAAGGGGUGGCCAUCGCAGUUCUUUCCCAGUAUGGCAUCAUGCCUCUCACUGCUUUUUCCUUGGCCAAGGGCUUCCAGCUGCCUGAAAUGACGGCUGUGGUUAUUCUGAUUUGUGGCUGCUGUCCUGGAGGAGCUCUGUCCAACAUCCUGGCUCUGGCACUGCAGGGGGACAUGAACCUCAGCAUCGUGAUGACGACCUGCUCCACGCUGUUGGCUCUGGGCAUGAUGCCUCUCCUGCUUUUCCUCUACUGUCAGGGCUUCUCAAGCCUGCAGGGCGCCAUCCCUUAUGUUGACAUCAUUAUUUCACUGGUCACAAUCCUCAUACCUUGUGGUGCUGGCGUCAUCCUCAACCACUACCGGCCGCAGUACUCCAAGAUCAUCACAAAAGUUGGCCUGACGAUCAUGAUGCUGUCCAUUGUGGUGAUCGGUGCUCUUGCCAGCUUUGAAAUCGGAGGUUCCAUUUUGGCUGUGUUGUCUCCUCCACUCACGGCCAUUGCUGCCCUCAUGCCCUUCAUCGGCUAUGCCUUUGGUUACAUCAUCUCCUCGCUCUUCAGAUUAAACCAGUCGGAGAGGAGGACUGUUGCUAUGGAAACAGGCUGUCAGAACAUCCAGCUGUGCGCGACCAUACUGAAGAUAGCCUUUCCUCCAGCAGUCAUCGGGCCUAUGUUUCUGUUCCCCAUGGUCUACGCGUCCUUCCAGCUGACUGAGGCGGCGGUGCUCAUCGUGCUGUUCAGGUGUUACCAAAGAUUCACCAGGAAAGAGAAAGAGCCUUACCAGACGGUUACUACUGAGGACAAACUGAAAGAGGGGACUGUGUGAUGGAUGAACAUCCUGGAUUUUACACAUGUGAAAAGAGAAAACCUGCAGAUCACCAGACUACCUGAGCUACUUGAGACAAAAGAUGUGGAGAUGACUUCACUAAAGGAUGGUCAUCAUGUACCAGAUGUUUUUUUUUUUUUUUGUAAAUUUGUUGUCAUUUUCAUUUUGAGCACAAAUAAAGACAAAAAAUCCAUUUAGCUAAAAUUGGUUUAUUGAUUAAGUCUAUUGUUUUCAUACAACUUAAACAUCUAUUUCUUUUUUUCCCCACAGAAAAUAAAGUCCUCCUGUACAAAAAAAAAAAACAAUGUUUUUGAAACUUUUGCCUACAUGUUCAUUUGAAGCACAGUAACAUCACAGCACCAACACAUACUCCUGGAAUUACAUUUAAAUGCUUUUAACAGAACAUUGCUAAUCAGCUUGCAUCCUGUGAGCGAAGAAGUGUUAACUUUAUACUUGAUUUGCCUCUUUAACCAAAUCCAAUUUCAAGAUUUUAUAGGACACGUGAUAUUCAUUUACAGCCAUUUAACUGGUGGAACAACAUGGAAAUUGUACACAAAUGGCAGUUAUAGUGUUGGAUUAUAUUUGAGCUUUAAGCUCAAAUAAAAGGGUGUCCAGUAAAAUGAAAUUAUAUUAAACAGAAGCACAUGCAAGGAUCCUAAAUUAAAUCUAUCACACACAAUCACACAAAAGCUGUGCUAGGUACAAAGGGUUAGAAAA